AUGUAUAUAGAGACUUCGUCUCCUAGGCGACAAGGUGACAACGCAAAACUUCAGUUGUCUGUUUCUGGAAAUGGAGCAGCAGCUUGUCUCGUUUUCUAUUAUCACAUGUAUGGUGAUACCAUAGGAACUCUUAAUGUUUACAGCGGGAAUGAGCUGGUUUUCAAUGUAUCUGGGAACCAGGGUUUGUACUGGAUACCAGCAAUGAAAACGAUAUAUUUGCGCAACAAUGUAAGUUUGAUAUGGUUUGCUUCUCAAAAAAUCACGACUGAUGUUCCUUGAUUUCAGGUGGCUAAAAUCUUCCCAUAAUAUUUGCAGGAAAUCUUUAAAUAUUAUUUUAAGAGGUCAUCAGUUAAAAAUGACGCUUUUAUGAAAAUUAUCUAUCACAUGACCUUGCCGACCUUCAUCCUUUAUUUUUUUUUUAAUCUUCUGUGAUUUAUCAGAUAUACCGAGUGUCAAUGCUUUAAAUUAGAUACUCGCACAAGUGAAGUAUGUUUUGAAAUUGCAUGUGUGCUACAACGGACCACUGGGUAUAAAUCUAAUUCUGAGGGUAAUGUGAAUGUUAGUUUGCUUUCUGUUGAUUACCUCUCUUUUUCAAUCAUAGGUUUUUAAAAUUUUAUUUCGGUUUCCGCUCGCAGCAAUCCAACUUAUUUGACUUACCCCAACUGUUUAAAGACUUCCCAUUUUCCACAAUUGUAUUUUAUUUAUAGGUAAUAUUUGAAGGAAUUGCGGGGUCGUCAUAUACAGGAGAUAUCGUUAUCGCUGAUGUGGGAAUGACUAGUUAUUUAUUUGUUUAUUUUUUUUAUUUCGCAACGGUCUCCCCUUGCCGCGAUCCAACUUGUUUGAUUUUCUCCAAGUGUUUAAAGACUUCCCAUUGCUUUGUACUUCAAUUAUAGAUAAUCUUCGAAGGUAUUGCGGGGUCUUCAUUUACAGGAGAUAUAGCUAUCGAUGACGUAGCAAUCGCCAAUGGAAGCUGUAAAAAUUCCACUGUGUUGCCGACAAAUCCGGGACCUGGAGGUACAUAG
This is a messenger RNA of Porites evermanni, 1022 nucleotides long. Lineage: Eukaryota; Metazoa; Cnidaria; Anthozoa; Scleractinia; Poritidae. The record is from the annotation of a GenBank genome assembly.